Messenger RNA from Gracilinanus agilis (Agile Gracile Mouse Opossum), 1657 nucleotides. It is a transcript of the gene CNDP1, whose product is annotated as carnosine dipeptidase 1. Gene Ontology annotation, molecular function: metallodipeptidase activity. The transcript has 11 exons. Gene Ontology annotation, cellular component: cytosol. Bases 37 to 1497 code for a protein of 486 amino acids. Gene Ontology annotation, biological process: proteolysis. Lineage: Eukaryota; Metazoa; Chordata; Mammalia; Didelphimorphia; Didelphidae. The record is from RefSeq and is a predicted model, not a curated record.
UCUGUCUUCACGGUGCUUCUUCUUCUUGAGGGAGGGAUGUUCUCCUCCUCCUCUCCUCCCUCCUCUGGAGUGUUAGAGAAUAUCUUCCAGCACAUUGAUCUUCAUCAAAAUGAAUUUGUUCAGUUGCUUAAAGAAUGGGUGGCCAUUGAGAGUGAUUCUGUUCAGCCCCUGCCUCACUUCAGACAAGAAAUCUUCAAGAUGAUGGACAUAGCUGCAGACAAGCUUCGACACUUAGGAGCCGCUGUGGAUUCGAUAGACAUGGGAUAUCAACAGCUACCUAAUGGACAGAACCUUCCAAUACCUCCUGUUCUUCUAGCUGAACUUGGUAAUGAUCCGAAGAAGCCCACUGUGUGUUUUUAUGGUCACUUGGAUGUGCAGCCUGCCAAAAAAGAGGAUGGGUGGCAUACAGAUCCCUUCACCCUCGAAGAAGUUGAUGGAAAACUUUAUGGACGGGGAACAACAGACAAUAAAGGACCUGUUUUAGCUUGGAUUAAUGCAGUGGCUGCCUUCAAAGCUCUAAACCAAGAUAUCCCAGUGAAUGUCAAAUUUAUCAUUGAAGGAAUGGAAGAAGCAGGUUCCAUUUCAUUAGAUGAGCUUAUCAGAAGAGAAAAAGAGCGUUUCUUCUCUAGUGUUGACUACAUCGUCAUCUCAGACAACCUGUGGAUCAGCAGGACAAAGCCUGCACUCACCUAUGGAACCCGAGGAAAUAUAUAUUUCACUGUGGAGGUGAAAUGCAGAGAUCAAGAUUUUCAUUCAGGAACUUUUGGUGGCAUUCUCAAUGAACCCAUGGCUGAUUUGGUAUCCCUUCUUGGCAGCCUGGUAGAUUCUUCAGGUCACAUCCUGAUCCCUGGAAUCUACGAUAAUGUGGCUCCUCUUUCAGAAGAGGAAAAGAAGAUGUAUGAAGCGAUUGAUUUGAAUGUAGAAGAAUAUCAAAAUAGUAGCCAAGUGGAAAAAUUCCUGUUUGACACCAAGGAGGAAAUCCUCAUGCACCUGUGGCGGUACCCGUCUCUUUCUAUUCAUGGGAUCGAGGGAGCAUUUGAUGAACCAGGAGCUAAAACAGUUAUACCUGCCCAAGUAAUAGGAAAAUUUUCAAUCCGCUUAGUGCCUCACAUGAGUAUUUCUGUCGUGGAGACACAGGUGAAAAAGCACCUUGAGGAUAUAUUCUCUCAGCGCAAUAGUUCCAACAAAUUGAAAGUCACCAUGACACUGGGAGUCCACCCAUGGGUCGCUAAUAUUCAUGAUCUUCAGUAUGUGGCUGCAAGAAGAGCAAUCAAAACAGUGUUUGGAGUAGAUCCUGAUAUGAUCCGAGAUGGAUCAACUAUUCCAAUUGCUAAAACAUUCCAGGAUAUCAUUCAAAAGAGUGUGAUGAUGCUACCCAUAGGAGCUGUUGAUGAUGGAGAACACUCUCAGAAUGAGAAAAUAAACAGGUACAACUAUAUAGAGGGAUCCAAAUUGUUUGCAGCCUUUUUCCUAGAAGUAGCUAAGAUGCACUCAUAAUUUACUCAAAUUUCCAACCCAUGACUACUAAACUGCCAAACCCUACUGAACAAAGAUGUUAUCUGAAGACAGAAAAACUUUCCUCUGCGGCGAAGAGCUUGUUUAAAUUGCUUCAUUUAAAAUGUCUUGGGAAAUUUGGACAAAUAAUAAAACAUUCUAA